AUUUGACCUAAAAACCAUUAUUUCCAUUGCACCAGAAAAACACAACCGCACAGGAACACAACAAGCUUCCCUGCAAUGGCGAUGAAGGAUUUCACCAUCUUCUUUGUCGCUCUCCUCUUCCUCGCUUCUCCUUUCCUCCAAGUUGCUAGGUGUCAGUCGGAGUCCGAGACAGAAGUUGUAGAAGGAGGCGAUAUUGGCCUUGUUGGUGAGGAUGUUGUGGAUUUUGGUGAUGGGAGUUUCUCUCCAGCUGCAGGAGUUGAUACAGUUUGCGUUUUCCCCAAAAAUAGUGCAAAAUUGGUUACUGCUGGCGAAGAAACUGAGCUUCUGGUUGGGAUGAAAAAUGAUGGUGAGUUGACUGUGAAUGUCAUUGCAAUUAAAGCUAGUGUUCAUCUUCCUAUUGAUCAUAAACUACUAGUUCAAAAUCUCACAGCACAGGUCUUCAACAAUGCAUCUGUGCCUGCUUCAGCUCAAGCUACUUUCCCAUACGUAUUUGCUGUGAGCAAGUAUUUACAGCCUGGAACUUUUGAUCUUGUGGGCACCAUAGUUUAUGAGAUUGACCAGAACCCAUUCCAGAGUACCUUCUAUAAUGGUACCAUUGAAGUUGUGGAGUCCGGUGGUUUCCUUAGUAUUGAGUCUGUUUUUCUUGUUACCCUUGGGCUUGCACUUCUCUUUCUACUGGGAUUGUGGCUUCAUGGUCAACUUCAGCGCAUUUCGAAGAAAAACAAGAAGGCUCCAAAGGUAGAAGUGGGAACUCGAUCUACUGAUGCUUCAAUGGACGAAUGGCUUCAGGGAACUGCAUACGCUCAGUCACUGUCCAAAAAAGCAAAGAAGAAGUAGAUGAGCAUUCUUCCUCAAUUUGGCUGCAUCCGGCAACCAUUAGGGAAGUGCCACCUUACUGUAACUCACGCCUAGAAGUUUCGAAAUGAAUGAGCUUAUAGGUAGUUUUUAAAAUUAGGUCCUGGAAAAAGACAUGUGAAAGAGUUUUUUACAUCCUCUUGAGAUGCUGAAUCUUAGAGCCUUUUUAAACCAAAUCUAACUUAGUGAUUUGAGAUAGAAAUGUACAAUUUUGUUGAAACUAUUCUUUUUCAAGAUAUGUUAUUUAUCUGUUCCAAAUUUGUUAUUUUGCAAUUAAGCUCGUUUGCUGCCCAUAUAUGUUGGUAAGUUUCUAUCUGUGUACACAAUGCUAAUAUAAGAAUAGUAGAGGU
Rubroshorea leprosula is the source of this 1205-nucleotide messenger RNA. Lineage: Eukaryota; Viridiplantae; Streptophyta; Magnoliopsida; Malvales; Dipterocarpaceae. The record is from the annotation of a GenBank genome assembly.